GCAGCCCCUGACACGCGACACACCGCAGACCGACAUGAAGCUCCUGGUGGUGCUGGCGCUGCUCGCGGCCGCCGCCGCUGAAGACAAGAGCCCGGCCGAGGACUCGCAGGCCCAGGCGUCCACGGCGACCGGCGACAAGCUGGAGAAGCGAGGCACGGCCAAGCAGACCGGGGUUCCGACCUCGCUGAGCGCCGACCCCUCGCAGUACUCCGGCUACCAGGCGCAGCAGUACCUGCAGCAGUACCUGCAGCCCCAGGCGCAGCCGCAGCCACAGCCACAGGUGCAGCAGCAGUACCUACAGCUGCAGCCACAGGCGCAGCAGUACCUGCAACAGGCCUACAGCGCCGCGCAGCCUCAGCAGGACCUCAGCUACCUGGCGCACGCCCGCUACCAGCAGCCUCAGUACUUCCUCCCCCCUCCUCAGCAGCAGCAGCUGCAGUACUACCUGCCUCAGCAGCAGCAGCAGCAGCUGCAGUACUUCCUGCCCCCGCAGCAGCAGCAGUACUACGUGAUGAUGCUGGUGCCCGGACCGGCGCUGGGGUACCUGCCAGAGCAGCAGGUUCCCCGGCCCUUGUACCAGCCGUCCAGCCCGCCUCAGCAGCAGCUCAGCUACCUGUCUCAGCAGCACGCCGCCAAGGGCCAGGCGCAGUCGUCGCACGUCAAGGGCUGACCCCCUGACCACAGGAGCGGGCCGUCACGUGACUGCAGCGGAGGUGUCCUCGUCACGGGACCGUCACACGUGACACGUUCUGCGACCGCCACCAGUCAACUUUGUUAAUACUGUUGUUUUAUUUUAUUUUAUUAUACAAAAAAAAUAAAUAAAAGGUCAUGCUUAAAAACA
Molecule: messenger RNA, 841 nt
Organism: Bacillus rossius redtenbacheri
Lineage: Eukaryota; Metazoa; Arthropoda; Insecta; Phasmatodea; Bacillidae
Exons: 3
Coding region: 35-670 (211 amino acids)
Source: RefSeq, a predicted model, not a curated record